Messenger RNA from Oryzias melastigma (Indian medaka), 2885 nucleotides. It is a transcript of the gene acsl2, whose product is annotated as acyl-CoA synthetase long chain family member 2. Gene Ontology annotation, biological process: very long-chain fatty acid metabolic process; long-chain fatty-acyl-CoA biosynthetic process; long-chain fatty acid metabolic process. NCBI's taxonomy places the organism in Eukaryota, Metazoa, Chordata, Actinopteri, Beloniformes, Adrianichthyidae. Gene Ontology annotation, molecular function: arachidonate-CoA ligase activity. The coding region runs from base 97 to 2232 and encodes 711 amino acids. Gene Ontology annotation, cellular component: endoplasmic reticulum; membrane. The record is from RefSeq and is a predicted model, not a curated record. The transcript has 20 exons.
GGGACUUUAAAAGAGAGUAAAUACUGGACAGUCUGCAGAGGCAUUGAUCUGGUCUUGUGGCCCGCGGCUGCUUUUGGGGGUGCGACUUGCUCAGGUAUGCCUCUUCAGGAAUGGAUGCGGUCGCUCCGCUCACACGUAGGACUCAAGAGAUCCGAACUGGAGGACCUCUGGAGCCUUCUUCCAUCUGUGCCCGUGUCCUCCAUCUCUCUGUCCACGUCCUCUUUGCUGGGUUUAGGAGCUCUGGCCUCUGUCACAGCGUACUGGCUGGUGACCCGUCCUCGGCCGCUGCUGCCCCCCUGUGAUCUACGGGCCCAGUCUGUGGCUGUCGGUGGAAAUCCGAGCUGCAGGAGGUCAGCUCUUCUCAAAGAUGACACCCUGCUGGAGUUUUACUAUGACGAUGUGAGGACGGCUUAUGAUUUGUUCCAGAGAGGCCUCAGUAUCACAGGAAACGGCCAGUGUCUGGGUUACAGGAAACCAGGUCAGCCCUAUGAGUGGAUCUCCUACACCGAGGUGGCUCAGCAGGCUCAGUGGAUCGGCUCUGGCCUCUUGGCAAAAGGCUGCCUUCCCAAUCCGCAGCAAUACAUUGGUAUAUUUGGGCAAAACAAGCCUGAGUGGGUCAUUUCAGAACUGGCCUGCUACACUUACUCCAUGGCGGUGGUUCCUCUGUACGACACGCUGGGGGUAGAGGCCAUGGUCCACAUCAUCAACCUCGCUGAGAUGACACUGGUGAUCUGUGACCAGGAGCACAGGGCAGCAUAUCUGCUGGACUACAAGGAGAAGGGCUUGACUCCAAAAAUGUCCUGCCUGGUUCUGUUCACCAGCUUCAGCCAGGCCUUCGCCGAGAGGGCAAAGAAGUGCGGGGUGGAGGUUUUGGGGCUGGAUGAGCUCAUGGAUGUGGGAAGGCAGAACCUCAGAGAUCCAGUGCCGCCCCAGCCUCAGGAUCUGGCAGUGGUUUGCUUCACCAGUGGAACCACAGGGAAACCCAAGGGAGCCAUGAUCACCCACGGCAACAUCGCCUCCAAUACUUCCUCUGUCAUUAAGAUCCUGGAGGGAUGUUUUGUGAUCCACCAGGACGAUGUGUCAAUCUCUUACCUGCCACUCGCUCAUAUGUUUGAGAGGAUGAUUCAGCUCACAAUGUUCUGCUUUGGAGCCAGUGUAGGGUUUUAUCAAGGGGACAUCACUCUUCUUAUGGAUGACAUGAAGACUCUCAAACCCACCUUCCUCCCCGUCGUGCCUCGUCUACUCAAUCGCAUCUAUGACAAGAUCCUGGGCUCCGUGAAGUCCCCGCUCGGAAGGGCUCUGCUUCACUUUGCCGUGCAGAGGAAGCAGGCGGAGCUCAGCAGAGGGAUCAUACGCAACAACAGUCUGUGGGAUAAGCUGAUGUUCAACAAGAUUCAAGCGAGUAUGGGAGGUAACCUGCGCUUCGUCCUGACAGCCUCAGCACCCAUCUCCUCCACGGUGCUGUCCUUCCUCAGAGCCACUUUAGGCUGCAUGAUAUUUGAAGGCUACGGACAGACGGAGUGCACCAGUGGGUGCACAUUCUCCAUGCCGGGGGAUAGCAGCACAGGUCACGUUGGUGCUCCUUUACCUUGUGCCAUGGUGAAGGUGGUGGACAUAACCGAAAUGAAUUAUUUGGCUAAAAAUGGAGAGGGAGAGAUUUGUAUUCGCGGCCCGAGUGUGUUCAGAGGCUACCUGAAGGAUCCGGAGAGAACGGCCGAGGCUUUGGACAGCGAGGGCUGGCUUCACACGGGGGACGUGGGCCAGUGGCUAAAAAAUGGCUGUUUGCGAAUCAUCGAUAGAAAAAAGCACAUCUUCAAGUUGUCCCAGGGAGAGUACAUUGCCCCAGAAAAGAUAGAGAACAUCUACGUGCGUUCUGCUCCGGUGCUGCAGGUGUUUGUGCACGGAGACAGUUUACAGUCGUAUCUGGUUGGGAUUGUUGUGCCUGACCCAGAAGUUUUCAUUGACUGGUGUAAAGAGAGGGGGUUCAUGGGGUCCUACGAGGAACUCUGCCAAAAUCCUGAUGUUAAGAAUGCAGUUUUGGAGGACAUGAGACGAGUGGGGAAGGAAGCGGGGUUGAAGUCCUUUGAACAGGUAAAGGAUCUUUAUUUGCAUCCGGAGAUGUUCAGCAUCGCCAACGGACUUCUCACGCCAACCCUGAAAAGCAGACGCAACGACAUCCGCAAAGUCUUCCAGGAACAGCUGUCGAGCAUGUACAGCAAGAUGCCACUUUGACUCGACAGUAACAUCCGUUAAGGGAAAAACCAUCAACCGAGAAAACAGUCCCCAAAUUCCUGUAGUGCAUCAAACAGAAAGCUUCCUGUUGAACAUGCUGUUGCUUUAAGAGAGAUUUUUUUUUUCCUUUAAUCUCAGUUUUCUUUCCAUUUAAAGUUAACUCCAUGACUCACAAGACAACGUUUUGGGAACACUAAUUCUUUAAUUGUAGAAUCACAUAAAAAAGGUCAUAAAAUUAACAUUUUCUUUACAUUGCACUAUUUUCCUAAGGGAAUGUGGCAUGUGUACAUGGUUCUCAUAAAAUGUGCAUUAACUGGAGGUUUGUACGCUACAGCUGUAUUAGCUAAUCAUGUAAAUGACUAUAAUUCUCCAUAAACAAACUGGAAAAAUUGGCAUUUUAAUCUGCAGAGAAUUGUAAUAAAUAAAAAGAAUAAUCUAUUACAACUGGAUUUUUUUUUUACUUUAAAAUAUCUAUUAAGAAAUUAAUUUUGUACUCAUCUUAUAUUACAUGAUUGCUUUUGGUGCUAAUUAAAUAAAGAUUGUGAUAAAUUUCACUGAAAGUUGAUGAAAAAUUACAACCAAAAUGUUUUCACAAAUCACAAGUGAUCCCCCAGCAUGAAAAAAGAUUUAGCAGUUCCUUCAAGGAUGUAAAA